This is a messenger RNA of Cyprinus carpio (common carp), 5038 nucleotides long. RefSeq lists its product as uncharacterized. The record is from RefSeq and is a predicted model, not a curated record. NCBI's taxonomy places the organism in Eukaryota, Metazoa, Chordata, Actinopteri, Cypriniformes, Cyprinidae.
AAAUCACUGCUUUACUGUGGAAUGUCCAUUUCAAUGUACUAAAAUGUGCAAUAUUACUGGUAACUUAUUGUGGAAUACAACAAUACUGCAGUGUUAAAAAAAAAUUCAAAUGACAGCUACACUUACGUGAAGGUAAAAUACAAUUUGGUGAGUGUGCUCCCCAUCUUCAAGUGAAUCAGAAUACAUGAUGAUAAAGUUUGUAUCAAUUUAAAUGUAUUGAAACCACAAACUAUUUAAAAGCUUCUGAAACUUCAACUCCUUCCAUGACAACCAUAACUACAACCACACUUAGCAAACAGGAUGACAUGCCAUUUUAUAUAUCUUUCUUCUUUUCUGCCUAAAGAGAACUUUUUACAAAACCAGGAAUGUAUGUUGUACAUAAAGUGUCCUGCUUCUAAUCAGAAGUUUUAUGAUUUUUUCCACCCAACAUGGUUUUGACAUGCAUCUCUUGAGUUUCCAAACCAGUGCUAUUUUUACUACUAUUUAAAAAUGUUUUCCAAUGUUUUCCAAAGUCUUUAUCAAGACACUAUAUCAAUGUUCAAAACAAAAAUGCAUGUAGUUUGUGGCUUUCACAACUUAAGCUCUUAAAUGUGGGUAAACCUAUUUCCUUUGGCCAAACAACUUCCUGCUGCAAAAUAGAGCAUUGUUAUGACUCUGAUCUCAGAACAGAAUUUGGUGUCUGAAAUGUCACCUUUAGCACCCAGAAGUAAACCUUUUGAUAUAGAGAAGAAAAACAAAGAACAGUUUCGUUUCACCUCAAUCGCAAGUGAGAACAUAACUUGCAAAAAUCUUCAUUUCUCAGUUCUUCAUCUCAUUUCUUAAUUUUUUUUAUUCCUAAAUGGCCUUUAUUGGUUAAGCAUAUUUUAGUGGGGAAUUACUUUAACUGUAGGUUCAUAGGUUACCAAUAACAGCACAGAUGGAAAUUUUAAAAACCCACGCAAACUGGGAGUGAGCAGAAAGAGGGGUUUUACUUCCUUUGACUGGAAAUCUAGCAGUUCUUCAGAAAUCAAGCAAACACUGGACUAUGACUACACAUUCACAAUGGUGUUAUCAUGUUUAAUCGCUUUAACAGUUCUCCUCGUUUCACCCCUGAAGCAUUUAGAAGCAGUAGAGUUGAAAGAAGUUAAACUUGGAGAGACAGUGGCACUGAUGUGUAACCUGUCUGUCUACUUUGAGAUCCACUGGCUGAAGAUCAGUGAGGGGCGGCUGAUGGCUCUGAUGGUAACAAGUCUGAAACACACUGGAGAACUGUCUGUUGUCUGGAAUUAUAAUGAAACUCAUUUUGAGGGCUUUAUGGAGAUGCAGAUGACUGGACUGAGAAUUCUCCACGUCUCCACCAGCGAUCUCGCCACAUACUAUUGUGCAACAUCAUAUCAAAAACGCUUGGACUUUGAUAAAGGAGUGCAACUACACACAAAUCAACAAGAUAAACAAAAAACAUCUGAUCAUGUACAAGAUUUGUCAGGAAGAGAGAAAAAAGGAGAGAACAAAACAGAUGAAUCAGGAGGUUUAAAUGGACCCUCUCUACAUUACCAAGUUUUUGCAGCAGUUUUGUGUUUUGGUCUACUGGUAAUGUUACUGGCGGUUUCUGUGGUACAUAUUAAGACAAAAAAACAUCUACAACACUGAAAUAUAAGAGAAACACUGGGAUUCACCAUAAAAGUAGGCAAUGCCUCAAGUAUGAACUUUUUUGUAUUGUCUGUUUUCAUAAAAGUAACAUUGCCCUGUCAUAUUGAGGAUUUGAGAACUUUGUAAUACAGUAUAUUCAUUAUUAUUAUUAUUUCUUUUUUCUUUUUUUUUUUGCAUUCAUUUACUUAAUAAAGAAGUUCAUUUUGUGGGAAGUUGAUACAAGUCAGUUUACUUUUUCUUUCAAAAAUGUAAUGUAGUAAUCUUACACAAAACACCUGAAGAAUUAUCUUACAAUUUUCUUUGUAUGCUUUCACUUGCACUUUUGAUGGCCAGGGUGGCCUCAAUUUUUAAAAAAGCUUAAAAAAAAAAGCAAUCUAUUUGAUCACUGUGUCUUUCUUAUAAAAAUAUAAUGAUGUAUGUGGUGUUAAAUGGGCUAAUUUACUUAAAUAAUGUGUGUAAGGACCAUACGUUAAGAUCAGUGGUUAUCAGUGUUACUUUAAGCUUCCUCACUGUUCAUCUCAAUAAUAAAAAAAUCUUGCUACUAGAUGUUUUUCUACAACAAACCCAAAGACUGUAAGGGACUUUGAACAAACCGCAAGCUUAUAAAUGUUUAACGGAUUUAGCGUUUUACUUGUUCAUUUGGAAGUUUAGGAGGCCCCCUAGCGGCCCCCUCACCCCUUAUUCAGAAUGUAUGGCAAGAUGGCGUUGGUACAGCUUCUACGUCCGGACUCUCCAACGUCUGAUCGAUUAAUAGGCCUAUAAUUACACAAUAUAUCUUCGAUGGAUGCCGCUGGUUUAAGUUGAUCGGAGUUUUUAAGUCGAUGGACUACAGUUUAGCACAUUGUUAUUCAUUUUCGACUUAAACGACGCAGGCUGACAAUUUGUCAACAGAAUUCCAAAGAACUGCUUUCGGAAAAUUCCUAGAGUCUGUAAAACUCAAAGCAAGGCCAGAACAGAGACUGUCAGACCAGCUAUGAUACCAUUUGGCCAUUCGCCAACCUGGAGUUUAUCAGGGGUCCACAGUUAUUGUCUUCUAUUACUCUUUGCUCUCUGUCUCGGUGGAAUGUCAGUCCCUGUUGCAGUGAAAGUGAGGGAUACUGCAAUUAUCCCUUGCUACAAGACGUGUAAUGGGGAUGUUUUAUGGGCAUUAACAACUAAAAAUGAAAAGUUGGAUGUCCUACGAUGUGUCCAAGGGAGAUGCACAGAAGGAUCCAGUUUUAAGAACAGAGUACACCUAUCCCAUGAAAAGAUAAAUUCUGGAAACCUGUCUCUAAUAAUGUCUCCUGUUCUGUACAACGAUGAAGGCUGGUAUGAAGCCACGUGUGAUUUAGAAUUGCUUUGUAAAUUCCACUUGGAAGUUUUUGUACCCACUACUGUGAGCGUCUCAGUCAGUGGCAACGUCACACUACCCUGCUACGCACGCACAGAGAAAACGAUUGCUGAUGAUUCUGUGAACAUCCUAUGGAAUAAAGAUGACCAAAUGGUAUUACAGGUUCAAAAAGGACAUACAAAAUAUGGCUCCGGUUUUACAGAAAGGGCAUCGGUUUCACUACAUCAUUAUAAGGAUGGAGAUCUUUCCCUUAACAUACUCGGGGUCACCACAUCAGAUAAGGGAUUGUACCGAUGCUAUCACAAUACAGAUGAGGAACACGGUUAUCCUAGUGCUGUCAGUCUCAUUGUUACAGCUCAUCAAAAGCUCUGUGUAAAAAAGUUUGGUGAUAAUCUCACCCUGGACCUGUUCGGCUCUGACUCUGUGACGGUAACUUUCACCGGUUCUGAUACAGAGGAGAUCCAGGUUUGCAAUGUGACAGGAAACAACACUACAUGUUCCCUCGACUAUAAUAACAGAGUAUCUGUCAUGAAUCACUCCCUCGUGCUGCGAGGAUUAACAUCCUCUGAUGGAGGGACAUUUACUGUGAAAGACAACAUGGGUGAAGUCAUUAGUAUCAACACUGUCACUGUUGAGGGUGUGGCCCGGAACCGUUCCUUUGUGGCUCUGUUAGCAUUUCCUUUUUUAGUCCUCCUUUUCAUUGGUCUGUUCCUUUGGUGUAAAUAUCAUAGAAAGUCACAAGUGCCAGAAAAUCGCUCCUAUUAUAAUGCCAGAGAGUCUAUUGUGGUUAUAGAGUCAUCACAGAGAGAGUCUGCAUACAUUGGAGUGCCACAACAAGAAACCAAUCCAAAUAUGUCAGGGGAUCUUGAAGAUUAUCCAGGCCUACCAGUAGAGGAGACCAUGCCUGUGAUAUUGACCACUGAGAAGCAGGACAACAUUGCUGAGGAAUAAUCUAUAUUACCUCAGUUAUAAGAAUGAAAGAAAUUAGCGUAAAUGAACAAAACAAGUGAGUGUUUAGAGAACUCUGAAAUGCACUUAAUGUAAGGGAUAUUACAGAUAUGAAGACAGAGGUAGCUCAUUCCAAAGCCUUGGAGCUGCUGCAGAAAAUGCACAGUUACCUUUACCUUUCAGGCAAGACUGGGGGACUGUAAGACAGCUGAUCAUUUCAUUUAUGUGUCCUAUAAAUUUGAUGCAGGCUAAUUAAAUCCAAAAAAUAUACUCUGGUGCUAAGCAAUGCAAGGCUUUGGUCAUAUAACAGCACUUUGUGACGAAUUCUGUAUUUCUAAUAAGAAAGCAAUUAUAUAUUGCUUAGCUCAGGAAUGAUUAUUUUAGUGAAAAUAUGAACUGCCUUCCUUAACAAGCCUUUUUACUAGGUCACUGAUAUGUCUGAUCCACUGAUCUACAUCUGUACUACUGUACAUUGUCCCCUCUGAAAGUGCUGUUUAUUUAUUUAUGUGUAAAGUGAAUGUACAAUCAUAAGAUGGGGAAUUCAUACCAGUUUUUAGGUUUUUAUAGUGGCCUCUUGUUAUCCACAAAAUGCACUUAAAAUAGUAUGAUUAUUUAGUGAUCUUUUUCCUGAUAUGUUUACAUUGCUGACAGACAUCUUAAGUCAUUAGGGUUGAGCCAGACACGGUGGGGCUGCACAACUAUUAUUCUUACCAUAAUGAUGAUGAUGUCAGACAUGCCCACACUGGAAACCCACCUUUUGCUGGUACUGUGCUGAUGCUUUUCAAGCAUUAUUCUGCUGUUUUUCUUGCUGCUAUUAUUUACAACAAUUAUUACAAUUAUGUACAAUUAUUUGUUUGAACUGUAUCUUUAAAUGUCUUGUGUUUUAUUAACUUUUGUAUCAACAUUUCUAUUAUAUGAAUGUGUGAUCAAGCAAAUUCAAAGCAUUCAGUGAUUAAAGGGUAUAUUUAUCUGCUAAACGAAAUGUCUUAGCUGUUUUUAGAACCUAUCUAUCUAUCUAUCCAUCCAUCGCAAUGAUGUUUUGUGAAUCCAGUAACAACAAACAUGAAGAAAUUAUGUGAAAUGUGUACUUGUUUAUUCAGGAAAAAAAUAAACAAUACCAGUCAAAAGUUA